AUGGAGAGGGUGUUGUGGGAUGAGCUUGCAAGGGAGAGUAAUUCUACUGAUCCUUGGUUGGUAACAUGGGAUUUUAAUAUUAUAGCGAAUGAUGGGGAGAGACAUGGUGGUAGGCCUAGACCUGUGGUGGCCAUGGAGGAGUUUAAUUAUUGGAUACAUAAUUGUGGUUUAAUGGAAUUGAAAUAUUUGGGUAAGAGUUAUUCUUGGUGCAAUGAGCAUGCCGGAAAUUCAAGGAGUUGGGCUCGGUUGGAUCGUUCUUUGGUUGAUCAACAUUUUCUUGAUGCUUUUCCGGAUUCAGUUAUGAGAUAUUUACCUCGUACAUCAUCGGAUCAUGCUUCUAUGGUCAUUUCAUUCGUGAAGAGUUUUGAAGGGUAUGGGCCGGCGCCUUUUCAUUUUCAGCAAAUGUGGGUGGAUCAUGUUGAUUUUGUUAGAUGUGUUCGUGAGGCUUGGGACCAAAAUGAUGUUGGUGGUGCUCUCAUGAAAAUGGUGGCAAAAUUGAAAAGGGUGAGUGUUGCUCUAAAAGCAUGGAAUAAGGUAGUUUUUGGGUGGACGAGUGGACACAUUCAGGAGUUGGAGGCUCGUAUAGAGAGGUUGGAUGAACAGUUGCAAGUGAGAUAUGAAGAAGAUGUGGAGCAGGACUUGUUGGCUUCAAAGAUGGAACUGGAUACCUGGACUAAUCGUGAAGAGAUCCGGUUGGCUCAGUGUGCCAAAGUUAGAUGGUGGAAACAUGGCGAUAAAAAUUCCAGGUAUUUUCAUGCUCUUCUUAAUAAAAGGAAGCAAACUAGGAUUAUGGAGAUGACUAUGUCUAAUGGUACUACGUUAAAAACACCGCAAGAUAUUCAUGAUGGUGCUAUGAAAUAUUUCAUAGAUUUUUUGGGUCAAUCUAAUCGUGUAGUACUUCCAGAUUUGGGGGAUUUAGUGUCUCAUGUGAUCUCGGACGAGGAUAAUUUGAGGUUUUGUUCUUUGCCUACCGAAGAAGAGGUGAAACAAGCUGUUUUCAGUAUUCCUAUUGAGAGUAGUCCUGGCCCGGAUGGGUUUGGUUCAGAUUUCUAUCGUGCUUGUUGGGAUAUUGUGCAUGUGGAGGUGGUGGAGGCUGUAAGGGAUUUUUUUAAGGGAGUUUUUUUCCCUAGAUUUUAUACGGCUUCUUUUGUUGUGCUUAUUCCAAAAAUGGCUCAGCCGACAGGAUUUGAUAAGUUCCGUCCUAUCAGUUUAUGUUCUGUUUUCUACAAAAUCUGCACUAAUGUUUUGGUGGCAAGGCUUGCCCCUUUAUUGCCUUCUAUGAUCUCCUCUGAACAGUGUGCCUUUAUUCAAGGAUUUGGUUUUCCUCCUUCUGUUAUGACUCUGAUUAAAAAUUGCAUUGAGUCGCCUUGUUAUUCGCAUCCGAGAGGUGCGCCUCUUGUUUCUCACCUUCUUUAUGCAGAUGAUGUAGUUAGAUUCACAAAUGGAAGGAAAAAGUCAAUGCGAGAGUUGAUGAAGGUUAUUGAGACUUAUGAGUCUUGGUCCGGGGAGCGAGUGAGUAAGGAGAAGACGGCAAUAUAUUUUGCGAAGCAAUUCUCUACAAGGCGGAAGAGGGAUCUAAUGAAUAUCAUUGGUUUUAUAGAAGGUAAUUUUCCUUUUACCUAUCUUGGUGCACCGAUUGUUACUGGAAGGCUUACAAAUUUACAUUUAGAUCCUAUUCUUAAUCGGGUGAGGAAUAAGCUUGGGGGGUGGAAAGUGAAGUGUCUUUCGGUUGGGGGCAAAUUGAUUUUGUUGAAGCAUGUUUUGUCGAAUGGUAAGGGGAAAAAGAAAUGGGCGGGAUGGAAGUUGAUGUGUAAGCCGACUGAAGAGGAGAGAAUUGGGCUGCGUGAUUUUGAUGAGGUACAGCAGUCUUUACACAUGAAAUUUGCAUGGAAAAUUAUGACUGGGAGUGAUCUUUGGUCACAAUUUUUUCGUGCUAAAUAUGUUGGGGAUAACCAUAUCUCCUUAAUGGAUCCUAAGAAGGGGUCUAGAUUUUGGAAAAUAGUGGUUAAAUGUAUUCCAGCGGUGUUAGAAAAUUCAAAAUGGAAAGUUCGUGAGGGGAAUAUUUCUUUUUGGUGGGAUAACUGGUUAAAUGAAGGUCCUCUUGCUAAUUCUUAUCCAGUGAUUGAUGAAUCUAGUAUGAGGUUGGCUGAUGUUAGAAUUGAAAAUGGUUGGGAUAUUGAUGUGUUGGAAAGAUUAGUGGGAGCACAAAAAACAGAGGAGAUUUGUAGCUUUUUGGGUGUUCACAAAGAUGGUGAUGUGGCUUCUGAGAUUUGGAAGAGGUUUUCUCUUAUCUUGGGACUUCCUUAUGAUCCAAAUAGACGAUGGUGCAAGGCACGGAUGGAAGGUAAAACCAUAUUGACAGAAGAGAUUUGGAGGUCUAUUUGUGUGUGGCUAAGAAGAGUGCAAAAUUCCUUAACAACUAUUACUAAGAUUGGUGUUGUUGAUGAGGAAAGGUUGAGGGACUUGAGCAUACCGGUUUUACCUAUUAAAAAGGUGCAGGCUAAAUUGGUUUGUUGGAAAAAGCCAAAAAAUGGUAGAUUGAAAUUGAAUAUAGAUGGAUGCAGUCUUGGUAAUCCAGGAAGUUCAGGUGCGGGGGGUAUUAUUCGGGAUAUGCAUGGCAAUAUGGUGUUGUCCUUUUCAUGCUCUCUUGGGGUGGGUUCUAAUAACCAUGCGGAAUUGAAAGCAUUGUUAAUAGGGUUGAAAUAUUGUCGAGCUUUGGGACUAAAUCAGGUGGACAUUGAGUCUGAUUCUUUGAUUUGUGUAUCUUGGAUUCAGAAGAAACAUUGUGGAGUUUGGUAUUUGGAAGACUUCUGGGAGGAGGCUAUGAGAUUGUAUGCAGGUGGGGUUUUUACUAUUCAUCAUGUUUAUAGAGAAGGAAAUGCAUCGGCUAAUUUAUUAGCUAAAAUGGGAGCUCAUGGCUCUACCUUAGUUUAG
Carya illinoinensis is the source of this 2934-nucleotide messenger RNA. RefSeq lists its product as uncharacterized. The record is from RefSeq and is a predicted model, not a curated record. NCBI's taxonomy places the organism in Eukaryota, Viridiplantae, Streptophyta, Magnoliopsida, Fagales, Juglandaceae. The transcript has 6 exons. Gene Ontology annotation, molecular function: RNA-DNA hybrid ribonuclease activity; nucleic acid binding. Bases 1 to 2934 code for a protein of 977 amino acids.